This is a messenger RNA of Anneissia japonica, 878 nucleotides long. RefSeq names its product complement C1q tumor necrosis factor-related protein 3-like. The record is from RefSeq and is a predicted model, not a curated record. Gene Ontology annotation, molecular function: protein binding. Lineage: Eukaryota; Metazoa; Echinodermata; Crinoidea; Comatulida; Comatulidae. The transcript has a single exon. The annotation marks the transcript as partial.
AGCGAAGGAUCUCCAGGUAAACAAGGCCCGCUUGGACAAAUAGGACCACAAGGACCACAAGGACCACAAGGGAACAAUGGAUCAAAAGGAGAAAAGGGCGAAUCACCACAAGUCCGUAAAUCUGCGUUUACUGCAGUACGCACCACUCACGUACUCUCUUCAGAAUCGAUCAUUCUGUUCACGUCAAUGGAGAUUAAUGUCGGAGAAGACUUCGAUAAGAAUACCGGAAAGUUUACAUGUAGAAUUUCAGGUUUCUAUUAUUUCAUGUUUAGUUUAUUGUCGCAAAGUGGUUAUGAUCUGUAUGUUACAAUGAAGUUAAAUGGGCGAGUUAUCACAACCGUUCGUCGUAGUACCACUAGUGGUUAUGAUCAGUUAAGUUCUGGAGCAACAGUUCAACUGAAUGUCGGCGAUGAAGUCUGGCUGACGAACGAAGGUAAACACGUCUAUGGUCAUUCUGGCUACCCUCUUACCUUUACUGGAUUUAUGGUAUACGGUAUGAACUAAUAAAUGAUGUACUUUGCAUUUUUGAUGAUUGUAGAUAUGCAAGUAUAGUUCUGUAGAUUUGUUCGGAGAGAGUCUUGAUUGAUUACAAAUAAUAAUAAUAAUAAUAAUGAUAAUAAUAAAAAUUAAUAAUAAUAAUAAUAAUAAUAUUGAUAGGCCUAAUUAUAAUAAUAACAAUAAUAAUAAUUAUAAUAACAAUAACAACAAUAAUAAUAAUAACAAUAACAAUAACAAUAUGUGACACUUAUUAUAAAGUGCUAAAUGCCGGCAAGCCGACUCAAGAGUGCAUACAGUCAAUCAUAUUAAACAAUACCAUACAGCCAAGAAAAUCCAUUUUAUGCAGCCACAUCCCUUAAAAAAUGUCUGCUAUUAUGAAG